Messenger RNA from Carlito syrichta (Philippine tarsier), 776 nucleotides. RefSeq names its product ybeY metallopeptidase (putative) (gene YBEY). Gene Ontology annotation, biological process: rRNA processing. Gene Ontology annotation, molecular function: metalloendopeptidase activity. The coding region runs from base 112 to 606 and encodes 164 amino acids. Lineage: Eukaryota; Metazoa; Chordata; Mammalia; Primates; Tarsiidae. The record is from RefSeq and is a predicted model, not a curated record. The transcript is spliced from 5 exons.
CAGCGGCGUGACUUCCGGUGGAGUGGCCACGCCCCGUCUCGCGGCUUUCCCCCAAGUCCGAAUACGGAUACUCCUGCAACCAUUUUUAAGGACCAAAUUGUUCUACCUGAAAUGAGUUUAGUGAUUAAAAAUCUGCAGCGAGUCAUCCCCAUCAGGAGAGUGCCACUUCGAAAGAAGAUUGAGAUCGUAAGGAGAAUUUUAGGAGUGCAGAAAUUUGAUCUGGGUGUCAUCUGUGUUGACAACAAGACUAUUCAGCACAUUAAUAGCAUCUACAGAGAGAAAAAUGUUCCAACUGAUGUACUUUCUUUUCCAUUUAAUGAGAAUCUGAAAGCAGGUGAAUUUCCCAAGCCUGAUUUUCCAGAUGACUAUAAUUUGGGAGACAUUUUCCUAGGUGUGGAAUAUAUCUUCGAGCAGUGCAAAGAAAAUGAAGAUUACAAUGACAUCCUGACUGUGACUGUCACCCAUGGACUCUGUCACUUGCUGGGCUUCACACACAGCACGGACACAGAGUGGCAGAAGAUGUUCCGGAAGGAGAAGGAGGUGCUGGACGAGCUGAGCCGACGCACCGGGACCCGGCUCCAUCCCUUGAGCAGGGGUCUCUUCUAAGUCGGCAGGUGGCUACAACGUGGGCGGCGAGCCCGGGAUAUCACUGGGUCUCAGAGGCGCUGCCCUGGCCCGACCGAAUUCAGUGGAGGGAACUCGUACAAUUUCUUUGUCUACAACAUAUUAGAAUAAAUAAAAGGGCUCUGGCCUGAGGUUGGAGCGCCAUCGUGUCA